GGAAACUUCAGCGCAAGGUUGAAGAUGACGAAUGCCAAGAAGUCCAAGGUCAUCUUCGGGGACGCAUGGCCCAAUGAGGUUGUGGGCUACGUCGCCGAGUACCUCGACCACGGCGACCUCCAUGCGCUCGAGGCCACGUGCCGGUGCUUCCAGCACCACACGCGCGAUGGCGGCUACUGGCGGCAGUCGGUCGUGAAAGUCGUGGCCUUUCCGCACUCGCCCCGUACGACCUGCAACAUUCUCGACUGGAAGGCCUUUGCGUGCGCCAACCACUUGAUGGUCGGCAACAAGACCGACAGCAUCUCGCUCCUCCACGACGUUGCCGCGUACUCGUCGGUCGACCGCGAAAAAGAAGAGAGCGCGACCAACACGCUUCAGCCCUCGCUUUGCUUUCGCGAAAUGCUCAAGUACAAGGACCCGGGCGUCCGCGAGUUUGCCAACGACCGGACGCUCUUCGACUACACCAUUCAACGGCUGGUCUGCGGCUGCUCGAUGGGCCAGUGCUAUUGGAGCAGUGGGCCCAGCCGGGACCCCAACAGCGACGAGUUCAUCGACUACAUCGUCCGUGGCUCGUGCAUCCUAAAGGGUCUGCAGAUCGUGCUGUACCGCGCGUCGUGGCAGCUCGGGCAGCCCACGUACGGGCCGCGGCAGGUGUCGCUCUCGAUUCUGUCGGCGUCGGGCGACACUGUGUACACGUCGCCUCGCUACGACACGAAGAACGCCAUGGAGCUGCAGUGCUUUGAGCUGCCGCAAUGCGUCUUCCUGCAAGACCCCUGUUGGCACGUCCGGUUCUCGCUGCAUGGGAAGCACCAGUAUCAGUUCGAAGACGACGAGCAAGAAGACGAAGAUGAAAUCCCGGAGGACCGCCGGCAGUACUAUUGCUGCAUGAGCUUCAUCGGCCUCAACGGCGUUCUGCACUGAAAACGAAUAGUUCUCUCUUCGACGACCAGUAUAAAUCGAUGUAAAUGUCGUUGGCGGUGAUUUGACCCGCUCGUUGUCCUCUCG
Molecule: messenger RNA, 1005 nt
Organism: Saprolegnia diclina VS20
Lineage: Eukaryota; Oomycota; Saprolegniomycetes; Saprolegniales; Saprolegniaceae
Exons: 6
Coding region: 25-921 (298 amino acids)
Molecular function (GO): protein binding
Source: RefSeq, a predicted model, not a curated record